Messenger RNA from Cokeromyces recurvatus, 853 nucleotides. Its product is annotated as mitotic spindle checkpoint component mad2. The record is from RefSeq and is a predicted model, not a curated record. Gene Ontology annotation, cellular component: cytoplasm; kinetochore; nucleoplasm. NCBI's taxonomy places the organism in Eukaryota, Fungi, Mucoromycota, Mucoromycetes, Mucorales, Mucoraceae. The transcript has 6 exons. Gene Ontology annotation, biological process: mitotic spindle assembly checkpoint signaling. Bases 44 to 673 code for a protein of 209 amino acids.
AUUUUUUUUUUUUUUCUUUAAACUCAACUUGUUUAAAGAAAUAAUGGAAUCUCAUUCUUCCUUUACAUUAGAGGGAUCAUCUUCUCUUAUUGUUGAUUUCUUUGAAUGUAGUUUAUCAAAUAUAUUAUAUCAACGUGGAAUAUACCCAUUUGAAGAUUUCAAGAUGAUAAAAAAAUAUGGCGUCAAUAUUGUAACUUCAGAUAAUCCAGAAUUAACAGAUUACAUACGCCAAAUUGUAAAACAAUUACGUGUUUGGUUAAAAGAGAAUAAAUUAAGCAAAUUUGUUAUUGUCAUUAAAUCAAAAGAUACAAAUGAAGUAUUGGAAAGAUGGAAUUUUAAUCUUGAUGUCAAUGGUGAAAAUGGUUUACCAAUGACAGAAAAUAUACCACCUGAACAAGUCGAUCUUAUUCAAGAAACAGCAGUCAAACAAAUUAGAUCCAUUCUACGCCAAAUCACAUCAAGUGUGUCAUUUUUACCAGAAUUAGAAGGAGAUAAUUGUACAUUUAACGUACUUGUUUACACUGAUAAUGAUGUGGAAGUACCACAGACUUGGGCUGAUAGUGGACCAAAUUUGAUUAAAGGAGGUGGUGAACAUGUCCGUUUGAGAUCAGUUAGAACCUUAGGUCACAAGGUGGAUUCGUUUGUUGCAUACAAAAAAGAGGAGGACUUUUAAUCUACAAGUGUAUAAAAAAAAAUGAUGGAUGUUGUAAUUAUUUAUAUUAAAAAAAAAGAAAGUGAAAAUAGCUUUAUUUUGAGGUUAUAACUUCAUUUAAAAUGCAUACUAAAUUACAUUAUAUCUACAAUUCAGAGAUAUUUAAAAUUGCCUAUUUUUAAUAAAAAGGCAAAAAAAAAA